Messenger RNA from Puccinia graminis f. sp. tritici CRL 75-36-700-3, 1461 nucleotides. RefSeq lists its product as uncharacterized. Bases 1 to 1461 code for a protein of 486 amino acids. Gene Ontology annotation, cellular component: membrane. The transcript has 12 exons. Lineage: Eukaryota; Fungi; Basidiomycota; Pucciniomycetes; Pucciniales; Pucciniaceae. Gene Ontology annotation, biological process: amino acid transmembrane transport. Gene Ontology annotation, molecular function: amino acid transmembrane transporter activity. The record is from RefSeq and is a predicted model, not a curated record.
AUGACCCCUUCACUAGAGGGAAAUGUAUCACUGGAAUCCAAAAUUACUGAUGACGACACUCCUUCGUGCAACGGUCGAACGACUCUCCAAACGCGUCAUGUUUACAUGAUGGCCAUUGGUGGCACCAUCGGCACCGGUUUGUUCUCGGGAUCGGGAGAAGCACUGAGAAAUGGAGGCCCAGUCGGCCUUCUUCUUGGGCACCUUGUUGUUGGUGUGGUUGUCUAUAGCAUGAUAGUCGCUCUGGGUGAAAUGGUGACAGUGUUCCCAGUAGGUGGUUCCGCUCCAAAACUACCGUCCCCCGUUCCUGAGGACAAAGCUUUGAUACACUACCCCGCCCGCUUUGUUGAUCCAGCGUUGGCCUUCGCAUGUGGUCGUCCAGAUCAUGAUCGAAUCGGCUUUAGAUACUGGAUUUCACCUGGUCCCUUCAAUCAAUUUAAUGAGAUCCCUGGCUUCAUUGGUCGAUUUCUGGCCUUCUGGUCGGUAUUGAGUCAAGCCGCUUUUACUCAUCAAGGUACCGAGAUCGUAGCUUUGGCCGCAUUAGAAACUGAAAAUCCCAGGAAGAGUAUCCCCAUAGCUAUCAAGACAGUUCUUUAUCGUAUCUUGAUAUUUUAUCUUGGUGGGAUGACUGUCGUUGGAUUAUUAGUUCCCUAUACUUCAUCUUCCUUAGGGACUGGUGCUCGUAGUGGAGCUUUAUCACCAUUUGUUAUUGCAUUUAACUCAGUACAUAUCCCAACAUUAUCAAUGGGUGUGUCUAUAAUUGCAGUCAUGAUAAUUUCAGUAUUCCCGGUGGUAAAUUCACACAUCUACGCUGGUUCAAAAAUUUUGCAUGGUCUAUCUUCUGACGAUCUUGCGCCACUGUUAUUCUCGCGGGCACCCAAGUGGUUCUCACGCUAUACAAGCAAUGGUGACCAGGUCGCUGGUAUAGCCAUCACGGCUGUGUUUGGACUACUGGCCUAUACGAGUGUUGCUGUUGGUAUCUCUCAAGCAGACACGGUGUAUGAACGGUUUUCAAAGAUGUCAUCCAUCUCGGUUCUUAUGACGUGGUGGUCCAUCCUACUUACCUAUAUCCAAUUUUAUCACGGAGUGUCAAGAAAAGUCGGAAUAGAUCGUGGCAUGUUUGCAUAUCAAGCACCUUUUCAACCAUGGCUAUCCUACUUUGGAUUCUCAAUGACUACUUUGAUUAUCAUCUUUAAUGGUUUUGAGGUCUUUUUAAGUCACAACUGGUCAACUUCCAAAUUCAUAUCGGCAUACAUUUCCCUUUUGAUAUUCCCCCUGGGUUUUAUCUGGAGUAAGAUAUCUCGAAAAACAAGUUUUGUAAAGCUCGAUCAGAUGAAGUUGGAGGAAGGUAGGAGUGAAUUGAACCCACUUGACGUGAUGGAGGGGGAGAAUGACGUUAACUCAGUUGGCAAAUUCCACAAAUUCUUGCAUUGGAUCCUCAAGUUCAUCUCCGUCACAAGAUGA